GUCCAAUAUCAUGCCGCUUAUGAGAAAUCGAAAGGCACAAAGAUUGAAGUUGCGGAUGAUCCCGAAAUGGAGCGACAUCGAAAAAAUAUGCAGGCACAGUCACAGGUUGCUUAUACUGGUGAGCUAGAUAAGCGGAAGAAAAUGGAAGAAGUGCGCCCAAAUUUUGUACAGGCUGAGGAUUCCGGUAAGAUUUCAGCCCUUCUUUAUAUCACUGUUACAUAA
This is a messenger RNA of Cylicostephanus goldi, 222 nucleotides long. Lineage: Eukaryota; Metazoa; Nematoda; Chromadorea; Rhabditida; Strongylidae. The record is from the annotation of a GenBank genome assembly.